CAUCAGUUGCGCUGAGUGAGCCGAGCUGAGAGAGAUGCGCGUUCACUGAGCCGGGGGAAGGAGGACCGCUGCUUCGCCUUUCCCUCCACCGCGCCUCACUUAUAAUAACCUCCCCAUCACCAGCAUCAGCAUCAGCAUCCCACCGCCCCGGGCACACGACCAUUAAAUACAAAAAAAAGACACUGCGCUUUCUUUCUCUCUGGAUGGGAUCUUGCUCUGGAUUAUUAUAAUUUGCUGUAUUUAGACGAAAUAAAAAAGGCUGCGUCCGUCCGGGGAUCGUCUCUCUCUUCACGAAAAAAGUUCUGUCAGAGGUGUGUCCGAAGCUGGAGACCAGACCAUGGGGCACGGCACCGGACCGACGAUGAAGGUUAUGUGCUUUAAUCCAGGAAGUCGCCUCAAAGAGAGAUCUCACGACGCAGCUCUGAAUCACUGACACAGCACGCUAAGGAUCGCCUUCAUCUUAGCACUUUAACCUUUCCCACGUUGUGUGUGUGUGUGUGUGUGUGUGUGUGUGGAAAUUGGAUAUUUUUUCCCCCCCAUAUGUAUCUCUGCAUACGCUCGGCUGAGAAGAUUCAAUUCCGUCCAUUAUCAACACGAGAGCUGCCUCGAGAAUAGAAAAUACAAAAAAAUAAAAAAUAAAACGGAUUGCAAUCUCCGCUUGACUGUAAAAUUAUCAAUGUGGAAUAUAACGUUCAGCAGAUAAAUCCGGGGAGCGCAGCCAUAAUCAGAUGUUAUUAUCACUUUGAGGAUCUAUCCCCAGUUCUAACCCUCUCUGGUGCAUCUUGUUAUUCUCUACAAUGAAUCCCAACGGCCUCACUGGGCAUGUCCUCCUGCUGCUAAGUACCGUCCUGGGCCUGAGCGUAGGCUUGGAGUUUACUGGCUCUGAAGGUCAGUGGGCUCGCUACCUGCGCUGGGACGCCAGCUCCAGAAGUGACCUGACAUUUCAGUUCAAGACCUCAGAAUCGGAGGGCCUGGUGCUCUACUUCGACGACGGCGGAUACUGCGACUUCCUGCUCCUCAUGGUAUCACAGGGCAAGCUGCAGCUGCGCAUCAGCAUCGACUGCGCCGAAACCACCAUCACCUCCGACAAGAUGGUCAACGACAGCCGCUGGCACUUCGGCGCCAUCAAUCGGCAUGAUUUGCGGACUGGCUUGGCGGUGGAUGGCCAGACCAAGACGGAGGAGGUGCGACCCCAGCGGAGGUUCAUGAAGAUCGUCAGUGACCUCUUCCUCGGAGGGCUCCCGGCAGACAUCCGCACAUCUGCCAUCACCCUGCCCUCCGUUCGUGAGCUGCCACCAUUCAAGGGAAUUAUCACAGACCUCAGUUAUGGAAGUAAGCUGCCCACGCUCAUCAAUAGUCAGAAAGUACGCUUGGAGAUGAUGGGCCUUUGCACAGAGAACCCCUGUGAGAAUGGCGGGAUCUGCUCGCUGGCAGAUGGAGAAACCUACUGUGACUGCUCCAAAACUGGAUAUGUAGGUCGAUACUGCACAGAAGCGGUCCAGAGAAAACCAGGCCUCGCACACCUGAAGGCAGAGCAAGGUAGAAACAAAGCGAGGGAGGAGAACGUGGCAACCUUCCGCGGCUCGGAGUACUUCUGCUACGACCUGUCACAGAACCCCAUCCAGAGCAGCAGCGACGAGAUCACGCUGUCCUUCAAGACCUGGCAGCGCAACGGCCUCCUCCUCCACACGGGGAAGUCCGCCGACUAUGUCAACCUGGCGCUAAAAGAUGGGGCCGUCUCCCUCGUCAUCAAUCUGGGCUCCGGGGCCUUUGAGGCCAUCGUGGAGCCGGUCAAUGGAAAAUUCAAUGACAACGCCUGGCACGACAUCAAAGUGACACGCAACCUGAGACAGCAAUCAGGCAUUGGACACGCUAUGGUGACUAUCUCCGUUGAUGGGAUCCUCACCACUACUGGCUACACCCAGGAAGACUAUACAAUGCUGGGCUCCGAUGAUUUUUUCUACGUGGGCGGGAGCCCCAGCACUGCGGACCUGCCCGGAUCUCCAGUUAGCAACAAUUUCAUGGGCUGCCUCAGAGAGGUGGUGUACAAGAACAACGACAUCCGCCUGGAGCUGUCCCGCCUCGCCCGCAUCGUGGACCCCAAGAUGAAGCUCCAAGGCGACGUGGUCUUCAAGUGUGAAAAUGUUCCCACCCUCGACCCCAUCAACUUCGAGACCCCGGACUCCUACCUGGCCUUGCCGAAGUGGAACACUAAGCGCGUGGGCUCCAUCUCCUUUGACUUCCGAACCUCUGAACCCAACGGGUUGAUACUCUUCACCCACGGCAAACCCCAGGACCGGCGGGACCCGAAGGGCCAGAAGAACAACAAGGUGGACUUCUUUGCAGUGGAGCUGCUGGAUGGAGGGCUGUACCUGCUGCUGGACAUGGGCUCCGGCACCAUCAAGGUCAAGGCCACGCAGGCAAAGGUCAAUGAUGGCGCCUGGCACCACGUGGACAUCCAGAGAGACGGUCGCUCAGGCAUCAUCUCAGUAAACAGCCGCCGUACCCCCUUCACAGCCAGCGGGGAAAAUGAGAUCUUGGACCUGGAGGGAGACCUUUAUCUGGGGGGUCUGCCCGACAACCGGGUGGGCCUGGUGCUCCCCACGGAGCUCUGGACCGCCAUGCUCAACUACGGCUACGUGGGCUGCGUGCGGGAUCUGUUCAUCGACGGACGCAGCAAGGACAUCCGGCAGAUAGCUCAGUCCCAGAAUAUGACCGGCAUCAAGUCGUCGUGUAGCAAAGUGACGGGGAAACAGUGCGACAGCAACCCCUGCAAGAACAACGGAGCGUGUAAGGAGGGCUGGAACCGCUUCAUCUGCGACUGUACUGGAACCGGCUUCUGGGACAGCACCUGCGAGAGAGAGUCGUCCAUCCUGUCGUUCGACGGCAGCAUGUACAUGAAAGUCGUGAUCCCGAACGUCAUGCACACGGAGGCCGAGGACGUCUCCCUCCGCUUCAUGUCCCAGCGGGCGUUCGGCCUGCUCAUGGCCGCCACGUCCCGCGAGUCUGCCGACACGCUGAGGCUGGAGCUGGACAGCGGGAGAGUCAAACUGACUGUCAACUUAGACUGUGUCAGGAUAAACUGUAACACCAGCAAGGGCCCUGAGGUUCUUUAUGCCGGACAAAAGCUCAACGACAAUGAGUGGCACUCGGUACGAGUGGUCCGCCGCGGUAAAAACUUCAAACUCACUGUGGAUGACGACAUGGCUGAAGGUCAGAUGGCGGGCGACCACACCCGUCUGGAGUUCAACAACGUGGAGACAGGCAUCUUGACCGAGAGGCGCUUUGUCUCCUCUGCUCCGUCCUCCUUCAUCGGGCAUCUUCAGAGCCUCAAAUUCAACGGCAUGCAGUACAUCGACAUGUGCAAGAACGGAGACAUCGACUUCUGCGAGCUCAACGCCCGCUUCGGCAUGCGCUUCAUCAUCGCCGAUCCCGUGACCUUCAAGACCAAGGGCAGCUACCUGGGCCUGGCCACUCUGCAGGCCUACACAACGAUGCACCUCUUCUUCCAGUUCAAAACCACGUCGCCCGACGGAUUCGUCAUCUUCAACAGCGGAGACGGGAACGACUUCAUUGCCGUCGAGCUGGUCAAAGGCUUCAUCCACUACGUGUUUGACCUGGGCAACGGGCCGAGUCUGUUGAAGGGGAACAGCGACAACCCGCUGAACGAUAACCAGUGGCAUAACGUGGUCAUCACGCGGGACGCUUCCAAUACGCACACGCUCAAGGUGGACUCAAAGUCGGUCACACAGAAUGUCAACGGAGCCAAGAACCUCGACCUCAAAGGUGACCUGUUUAUCGGAGGUCUCGGACCCAACAUGUACCAGAACCUCCCUAAGCUGGUCGUUUCUCGGGAGGGCUUCCAGGGCUGCUUGGCCUCCGUCGACCUCAACGGCCGCCUGCCAAACCUCAUCAACGACGCGCUUUUCCGCAGCGGGCAGAUUGAGCGUGGCUGUGAAGUUGGUUUCACCAAAGCCGACCUGCAAGGCCCGAGCACGACCUGCCAGGAGGACUCUUGUGCCAACAUGGGUGUGUGUAUCCAGCAGUGGGAGAACUUCACCUGCGACUGCUCCAUGACAUCGUACACGGGGACUCACUGCAACGACCCUGGCACCACAUACAUCUUUGGUAAAGGAGGAGGUCUGAUCACAUACACCUGGCCCAACAACGAGAGGCCGAGCACGCGGACGGACCGGCUGGCAGUGGGCUUCAGCACCACUAUCAAGGACGGCAUCCUGGUCCGUAUCGACAGCGCCCCGCGUCUGGGAGACUACAUCAUGCUCCAUAUCGAGCAAGGCAAAGUGGGCGUAACAUUCAACAUCGGGACGGUGGACAUCAGCGUUAAGGAGAUGACCACAGCGGUAAACGAUGGCAAAUACCACUUGGUCCGAUUCACCAGGAACGGAGGCAACGCCACGUUGCAGGUGGACAACUGGCCAGUGAAUGAACACUUUCCCACAGGCAACAGCGACAUUGAGCGCUAUCAAAUGGCAAAUAAGAAAAUCCCGUUCAAAUAUACCCGGCCAGUAGAAGAUUGGCUUCAGGAGAAAGGCCGGCAGCUGACAAUCUUCAACACCCAGGCUACUAUCUCCAUCGGCGGGAACGACCGGAAGCGACCCUACCAGGGCCAGCUCUCCGGUCUCUACUACAACGGCCUCAAAGUCCUCAACAUGGCCGCGGAGGGCCACAUCAACAUCAAGGUGAACGGCAGCGUGCGGCUGGUGGGCGACGUGCCUACCAGCCGGGGCGCAGCGCGCACCACCACCUCGGUGCCGCCGGAGAUGUCCACCACCUUCAUCGAGACCACCACCACGCUCUCCACCACGACCACACGCAAACAGCGCUCGCCACCAACUAUUCAGACGACGGAUGACAUUGUAUCGUCGGCGGAGUGCUCCAGCGACGAUGAGGACCUGGAGGAGUGCGACUCCGGACAUGCAGGAGGGGAGCUAGUCAUCCCCGUGCUAGUCGAGGACCCCAUAGACAUCCCUUCUGUAUCCACCCGUUCUCCCUUCAUCCCCCUCCCCCCAACCCUCCGCCCCGUCCUCACCAUUAUUGAGACCACCAAAGAAUCCUUGGCCAUGGCCACUGAGGCGGGGGUACCUUGCUUGUCGGACCGAGGCAGCGAUGAUUGUGAUGAUGGUGAUGGUGGUGAUGAUGGUGAUGAUGAUGAUGAUGAUGGCAUGGUGAUUUCGGGGUUUGGCUCUGGCGAAGCUUUCGACUCUAGCCUGCCCCCGACUGACGAUGAAGAUUUUUACACCACCUUCUCCCUGGUAACAGAUAAGAUCUUGACCACAUCGGCCUAUGAAGGUGGCUACAAAGCCCUCGCGCCCAAGUGGGAGGCCAAGGACUUGAGGCCUAGCAAAGCCUCUGAGGCAGGUAGGACUACACCCACCUCGCCUCUGCCCGACCCCCGGGGCACGCCGCCGGCGGCGGUCCCCUCGGACACGCCACCCAAGCUGCCCGCCGGGAAAAUGAACAACCGCGAGGUAAAACCCCCGCAGCCGGACAUAGUCCUGCUGCCCCUGCCCACGUCCUUUGAUCUGGACGGCACCAAGCCAAGGGGCCCUUUCAUCACCUCGCCCAUGCUGCGCACCGUGCCCGCCGCCUUGCCCACGGUGCCCGGCGUGGUGCGACGGGUGCCCCCGGGGGCCUCGGAGGUGAUCCGGGAAUCCAGCAGUACCACGGGCAUGGUGGUGGGCAUUGUCUCAGCCGCCGCCCUCUGCAUCCUCAUCCUCCUCUACGCCAUGUACAAGUACAGGAACAGGGACGAGGGUUCCUACCAGGUGGACGAGACUCGCAACUACAUCAGCAACUCGGCGCAAACCAAUGGCGCUGUGGUGAAGGAUAAAGCACCCAGCGGCAGCGCCAAAGGCAGCGCCAGUAGCAAGAGACCGAAAGACAAGGACAAGGAAUAUUAUGUAUAGAAAUCAAGUCAUUUCCCAACACAUAGAAAAAUAAACUGUUUGGAACAAAGUUAUAAACAUUUUGACAGUACCAUAUUGGCAACUGUGAUUUAAAAAGGAUAAAAUCUCUUGAGAACUCAAACCUUACUGAGUCACUGAAACAUUUACAAAAGAACCUUGGCUUACGGAAGCACACUUACUAUUGUAAGCAUUACGAGAGACAAUGCAGUACAACUUCACCGGGACUCAGUGUGGAUCUUUUUAAGGAGUCCCUGCCGGAGACAUUCGGCAGUGUGAAUAACAUCGCUCCACGCGACCCCAAGUGACUGUCGAGAGGUGUGUGAUCCUUGGAGUUCUAACGACCUUGUCCAUUGUAACCCUGUAAAAUACGAUCACUGUCAUUUCGGCCAUUCUGAGCAUGCAUGUGAGGUGUAUGUGACGUGGUGCUGGCAUCUGUGUAAGUGAGGGACCUCAAGAAACUAUGAUUGUCGGGAAAGUUGGAAGUCAAAACGUGAUUUCACAUUACAAGCGGUUUCAUUCAAUGUAGCUUUCAUGGACGCGAUCCGAGCUAAAAGUAUAUGUGUACUUCAAGCUGUCUUUUUAUUUUCUAUUCUGUUGUUUUUUAAUUUAUUCGUUUAGUAAGUUAUUCAUUUAUUGAAUUUUUAGGGGGUUUUUUUUUGUUUUGUUUUGUUUUGAAGGAUGAUGUCCAGUCAGGGUUGACUAGGCAGCGCUCAGUGACGCUCAGCAGGAUGUGAUGCUGUAAUGUAUCUCAAUAUUUCUCUCUCCCUCCCUCAACGUCUCAGCUAAGGAUUGGACUGCUACACAUGGCAUCCAAAGUCUAGAUUGGUGUUCAAGCGUGGAUCCACCAGGCAAAAAAAAAAAAGAAAGAAAAGAAAUGCACAACCACAUUGUUAUCUCUCUGAAUUUUAAAUCUCUGAUAGCAUUUUUUUUUUUUCUUUUCGGUCAUUUCAUUUCUUCCUUUUUCCCGUUCGUCCAGGGUUUCGUUUCAUUAUUACACUUCCUGAGAUGCUGUGGCAAAAAAAAAAAAGAAAAUGCAUUAUCAUAAUUUGUGCCGUGAUUUAUUCGUCACGAUCUUAAAACACACAAAAAAAGAGAGAGAGAAAGAAGAUCCAGGCUCAAGAUUUAGUCCAGUGUGAACAAGUGUGAUUCUAUCUGUUGUCACAGACGACUGUGUCAAAAACAGCAAAUAUGUUUACAUAUUUUAUUACAUCAUAGCCGUUGUGCUUUGCAGGUCAAUAUUGUACAGAAAACUCAAGUUUCUGUUGGUUUUGUUAACUCCUCUUGUUGUAUAGACGAACCAUCCUCAUUUGAUUUUACUGCUGUAGCAAAAAAAAAUAUAUAUAUAUAUCAUUUUUAUGUUUUUGCCAGGAACUUUUGCCUGGAGACAAAAAAUAAAAAAAUGAUGUGCACAGGAACAUUUGUCUAGGCGGGGAGCAACUGUUGUUAGAUUAGACGUCUAGUCUUUCUGGACGGUGUUUCUCUUCAGUCGCAUGAAUAUUUGACCAUGGGAAGCUUCAAUCAAGUAGAAAAACACCUCCCUCAGAUCUUGUACUAGGGACUCCUCCUUAUUCUGAACUUACUUUCAUCAUGUUCUUUAUUUUAUUUUAUUGGAAAUUUAAAAAACAGGACAAGAGAAUAAAGGCAGAUUAUGAUGGAUUUGGAGAUCUGUUGCUAGCACCUUACUGACUUACAGGUGUUUUAUUUUGUUUUCUUCUUCUUCAGUUUUUUUUUUUUUUUUUCGAAGAGAAAACUGACGUUAAUGUUCUCGUCUGCUCGUCUUUUUGCAUUUUUUUUUCUCUUUUUUUUUGUUAUCGUGUAUCUUAAUUUCAUGUCUCAUUUUUACGACAUUCUCUGACGGCAAUAUGUUGUCUCUUUUUUUUAUGUCAUUAUUUAUUGCUGAAGUUAUUUGUUCACAUUCAUUUUCAUGCAGAAUCAGUCAGUGUGUAUGUUCACUUUGAUUUUUUGUGUUGGUACUUGGCUUUUUUGACCAGUUUAUUAUUGUCUUAUGCUCCUUUGACUCCAAACAAAUUCCCAGAAAUAAAAAAAAAUGUUGUUCCCAA
Messenger RNA from Acanthopagrus latus (yellowfin seabream), 7987 nucleotides. It is a transcript of the gene nrxn3b, whose product is annotated as neurexin 3b. Bases 798 to 5927 code for a protein of 1709 amino acids. NCBI's taxonomy places the organism in Eukaryota, Metazoa, Chordata, Actinopteri, Spariformes, Sparidae. The record is from RefSeq and is a predicted model, not a curated record. The transcript is spliced from 25 exons.